UUGCCGGGGGCUGGAUACCUUUCGGGAGGGCUGGAUUUCCCUGUAAUGGGGCUGGAUACCCUUGUAGCAGAGGGCUUGGUCCUGGUGGAGGGGCUGGAUCCCCUUGUAUGUAUGGGGUGCAUCUGCAGGAGCCAGAGGAGAGACUGGCUCCCCUUGCAGGGAUUGGAUCCCCUUGCGAUUUAUGGAGUGCACUUGCAGGAACCAGAGAGGGCUGGAUCCCCUUCUCAGGGGACUAGAUUCCAUUGCGGGGAUGGGGGGGGCUGCAUCCCCUUGCAGUGGGAUUGAUCCUGCUGCAGGGGCUGGAUCCCCUUGAAGGGGCUGGAUCCGGUUGUGGGUAUGGGAUGUACUUGCAGGAACCAGAGGAGGGCUGGAUCUCUGUGCAGGAGGGGCUGGAUCUCUUUGCAGGGGCUGGAUCCCGGUUAGGGGAAGCGGGGGGGAACUGGAUCGUGCUGUAUAUACGGGAUGCAUGUGCAGGAACCAGAGAAGGCUGGACCCCUUGUGAGGGGGCUGGAUUCCGUUCCGGGGGGGCUGGAUCCUGUUGCAGGGGCUGGAUCCCGUUUAGGGGGGAAUAGAUCCUAUUCAUCUGAGUGGCCCCCCCAAAACGCCAGCGAGGCCGAGGGGCGAGGCUUGCGGUGGGAGCCGGUGAGCGGAGACCCCCUGGGGGGGCCCAGCAACAGCUCCAGCGCCGGGGGGGCCGCGGCGGGACCCCAGCUGGAGCCCCCCGGGGUGGGCGCAGCCGCCACCACGGACGCGGCGGCGAUGCCGGAGGGGUGCGCGGGGUGCGCCGGCGAGGGUGACGCCAGCGCUCUGCCCCCCAGAACCGGCCCGGCGGAGGACGGCCAGGCCGCGGUCACCUGGCCCGGGGACGGGGCCGCGGUGGCGCUCGGCAGCCCCGAGGAGCCGGGGAGCGGCGAGAGGCCCACACAGGCCUCCCUGCGCAGCCCCGGGGGGUUCGGGGGUCUCACGGCCGCCCCGCCGAGCCCCCCCGGCGCGCAGCUCGCCACCGACUCGGCUGAAUCCGACCUGCUGCUGCUGGCCGCGGGCUCGGCCGCGCCGCGGACCCCGGUGCCGGGUGAGCCCAUCCCCCUGCCGGGAGCCACGGGGGACUCGGGGCGUCCCCCGGAGAUCCGGGCGGCCGCAUCCAGCCCGGCCCCGGCGCAAGGGGCUCGCGGCUGGACGGAUCUGACCUGGCUGCGGGAGCCCGUCACCGCCACCCCGCGCCCGGCCGAGCCGCCUGCCGACCGGACGGCCUCGGAGAUCAUCGACGUCGACUACUACGACCUGUUUGAAGGGGGCGAGGGACUGGGGGGCUUCCCCGGGGGCAGCCGGGGGGCGGCCGGCUCGGCACGGCAGCGGGAGCAGGAUGGGGCAGCCACGCCAUGGGCCCUCCAUGAGCUCUAUGACGACUUCACGCCCUUCGAUGAAGCUGAUUUCUACCCAACCACCUCCUUCUAUGCCGAUGGGGAUGAGGAGGAUGAGCUGGAGGAGGAUGAAGAGGAAGAGGAGGAGGAGGAAGACGGGCUGGAGGACGAGAAUGGAUACCGGCCACCCGCCUCAGCCGUGCCCGGUGCCCAGCCGGCACCGCGGGACCCCCGACCCACCGGCCGCCGCGACAUGGCCCCACCACAGCCCUCUGGUGUCGCGGGAGGCAACCCCACGGCGUGGCCGCGGCCCGGGGAGCGGGGCCAGCCGGAGAACGGCACCGAGUGCCGGAGCGGUUAUGUGCGGCACAACAGUUCCUGCCGCUCCGUCUGCGACCUCGUCCCCAGCUACUGCCACAACGGCGGCCAGUGCUACCUGGUGGAGAGCCACGGGGCCUUCUGCCGGUGCAACACGCAGGACUACACGUGGCACAAGGGCAUGCGUUGCGAGGCCAUCGUCACUGACUUCCAAGUGAUGUGUGUGGCCGUGGGCUCAGCCGCCCUCGUGGUGCUGCUGCUCUUCAUGCUCACUGUCUUCUUCGCCAAGAAGCUCUACCUGCUCAAGACGGAGAACAGCAAACUGCGCAAGACCAAAUACCGCACCCCGUCCGAGCUGCACAAUGACAACUUCUCCCUUUCCACCAUCGCCGAGGGCUCCCACCCAAACGAUGACCCCAGUGCUCCCCACAAGCUGCAGGACUCCCUGAAGUCCUGCCUGAAGGAUGAGGAGCCAUUUAACAUCCACAACUCGACGUCGCCCAAGCACGACGGCAGCAGCGGCAAAGGGGAGCAGGACAGCAGCGAGCUCAACUGUCUGCAGAACAACCUGACGUGAGCAGGGCAGGAGAAGGAGAAGGCGAGAGCGGGAGCCAGCCCUCCCGUCCCCCGCUGUACACAUCUCCUGUCUCCUCCCUGUCUGGUAUCUCAUUUUCCCGCUCCGUGGCAUGCUUUGAUGUGUUUUGUACAGAGGAAAACAAAAAUUAAUUAAUAAUAAUAAUAAUAAUAACAAAGCCAAAGGCUGCACAUGGCCUUUGGCCGCGUCGUGGGGGUGUUUGGUUCGUGCUCCGUGUAUCUCGCUUGGGUUAGUUCAGCGCUGUGAUUUCUAAACCUUUGCUGUCCUGCAACUGACUUUUUUUGUACUUUGCCCCACUUUUUUUGAAAUACAAGUAAAAACAACAAAAAAAAAAAAAAAGGGAAG
This is a messenger RNA of Strigops habroptila (Kakapo), 2619 nucleotides long. RefSeq names its product chondroitin sulfate proteoglycan 5 (gene CSPG5). The transcript has 5 exons. The record is from RefSeq and is a predicted model, not a curated record. Bases 463 to 2256 code for a protein of 597 amino acids. Gene Ontology annotation, biological process: nervous system development. Lineage: Eukaryota; Metazoa; Chordata; Aves; Psittaciformes; Psittacidae.